GUAAUAAAAAUCAGAAACAUGUUUUGAGACCUGAAUCUCUUGAAGGAACAGAUGAAGARGAUCCAAUUACAGCCCUGGAAUGGGACCCACUCUCUACUGAUUAUCUUCUCGUGGCUAAUUUGCAUUAUGGAAUUCGCCUAGUAGAUUCUGAAUCACUUUAUUGCAUAACAACAUUUAAUUUUCCAAGUGUAGCAGCUUCUAUACAGUGCUUAGCCUGGGUUCCCAGUGCUCCUGGCAUGUUUAUAACUGGAGAUUCUCAAGUGGGUGUUUUACGCAUUUGGAAUGUUUCAAGAACAACACCUAUUGAUAAUUUUAAAUUAAAGAAAACGGGAUUUCACUGCUUACAUGUACUUAAUUCUCCUCCAAGAAAAAAGUUUUCAAUCCAGUCUUCAAACAAAAAUCAUUAUACAUCCUCAACAAGUGAAGCAGUUCCACCCCCUAGUUUGACACAGAAUCAAGCAUUUUCUCUUCCUCCUGGUCAUGCAGUGUGCUGUUUCUUAGAUGGUGGAGUUGGUCUCUAUGAUAUGGGAGCCAAGAAGUGGGAUUUUCUUAGGGACUUGGGACAUGUGGAAACUAUCUUUGACUGCAAAUUUAAACCUGAUGAUCCGAAUCUUUUAGCAACAGCUUCAUUUGAUGGUACUAUAAAAGUUUGGGAUAUAAACACAUUAACAGCAAUGUAUACUUCCCCSGGUAAUGAAGGGGUUAUUUAUUCCCUUUCAUGGGCUCCAGGAGGCUUGAAUUGUAUUGCUGGGGCAACUUCCCAAAAUGGUGCUUUUAUCUGGGAUGUUCAAAAGGGCAAAAUGAUACAGCGAUUUAAUGAGCAUGGAAAAAAUGGAAUAUUCUGCAUUGCCUGGAGUCACAAAGAUUCCAAAAGAAUAGCAACCUGCAGUGGUGAUGGGUUCUGUAUUAUCCGAACAAUUGAUGGUAAAGUACUACACAAAUACAAACAUCCAGCUCCAGUGUUUGGUUGUGAUUGGAGCCAAAACAACAAAGACAUGAUUGCCACUGGCUGUGAAGACAAAAAUGUGCGUGUCUAUUAUGUAGCCACGAGCUCAGAUCAACCAUUGAAAGUCUUUAGUGGACAUACAGCAAAAGUUUUUCAUGUUAAAUGGUCUCCCCUGAGAGAAGGAAUUCUUUGCAGUGGAUCUGAUGAUGGUUCUGUUCGAAUCUGGGAUUAUACUCAAGAUGCUUGCAUAAAUAUUCUUAGUGGACACACUGCACCRGUGAGGGGAUUAAUGUGGAAUACUGAGAUUCCAUAUCUACUAAUAUCUGGCAGCUGGGACUAUACUAUAAAAGUGUGGGACACUCGGGAAGGAACUUGCUUGGAUACUGUAUAUGAUCAUGGUGCAGAUGUGUACGGUUUAACAUGCCAUCCAAGUCGCCCCUUCACUAUGGCUUCUUGCUCCCGUGAUUCUACAGUGAGACUCUGGUCAUUAACACCUUUAAUCACUCCUUUACAAAUAAAUAUUCUGGCAGACAGAUCUUGGGAAGAAAUUAUCGGGAAUACUGAUUGUGUCAUAGAACAAGGCGCUCCUCCUCUGUUGUGUGGUAAAGUGUCAAGAGAUAUUAAACAGGAAAUAGAAAAACUGGCUGGUAAUCCUCGAGUGAAAAAAUUAAGAUGGUUUUCAGAAUGUUUAUCACCUCCAGGUGGCAGUGACAAUUUAUGGAACUUGGUGGCUGUGAUAAAAGGGCAAGAUGAUAGUUUACUUCCUCAGAGCUACUGCAAAGGAAUAAUGCAUUUGAAACACCUGAUUAAAUUUAGAACAUCUGAAGCCCAAGAACUAACAACAGUCAAGAUGUCUAAAUUUGGUGGUGGUAUUGGUGUACCUACUAAAGAGGAAAGACUGAAGGAAGCUGCUGAAAUACACUUGAGAUUAGGACAAAUUCAGAGAUACUGUGAACUUAUGGUUGAACUUGGAGAGAUCCAGCCCAUUCAGGCCAGUCACGUAGAGAGUUUGAUUGGAAUUCUCUUGACUCUGCUUCCAAAAUGUCCAGGAGAGAGAGCUGACCAAUUAAUCCAGGAAGAUAAGGAUGAUGUCAUUCCUUACUGCAUAGCCACUGGUGAUGUGARAAAGCUAGUAAAUUUUUUUAUGUCAAGAGGUCAGCUUAAAGAAGCUCUGCUUGUUGCACAGGCUGCAUGCGAGGGGAAUAUGCAAAACUUGCAUGUUUCUACACCUAAAGGAGCUUCAUAUUCUGAUGAUAUCUACAAGGAAGGCUUUGAUGAACUCCUCCACAAAGUCAGUAAAGAACUGGCAGAAUGGUAUUUUCAGGAUGGUCGAGCAGUACUAGCUGCAUGUUGCCAUCUAGCUGUAGAUAAUAUUGAGCUUGCUAUGGCAUACCUGAUUCGUGGAAAUGAACUGGAGUUGGCCGUCUGUGUGGGAAUGGUACUAGGAGAAUCUGCAGCACCAGCAACUCACUAUGCCCUAGAAUUACUGGCAAGAAAAUGCAUGAUGAUUCCAAUAUGCUUUCCAUCUGUUGGAUACAGGAAUUUGGCAGCCGAUCUUCUCCUGAUGAUUCCUGAUAAUGAACUACAUUUAGUAAAACUCUGUGCUUUCUACCCAGGGUCUAUUGAAGAAAUAAAUGAUAUUCAUGAGAAGUGCAAACUCCCCACAGUAGAAGAAUGUAUGCAGUUAGCUGAGACGGCCCAUGCAGAUGGCAAUGUAUUUGAAUCUAUAAAGUAUUAUUUAUUAAGUCAAGAACCUGAAAAAGCUCUUCCUAUUGGUAUUGACUUUGUCAAAGAMCACCUCAGUAGUUCAAAUUGGACAUUGGAUACCAUUUAUCCUAUUCUUGACCUGUUGAGUUAUAUUCGUACUGAAAACUUAGUCUUACAUACAUGUACUGAAGCUCGAAAUGAGUUGCUUAUAUUAUGUGGUUAUAUUGGUGCAUUAUUGGCUAUCAGAAGACAGUACCAAAGCAUUGUUCCAGCACUUUAUGAGUACACAAGCCAGCUAUUAAAACGUCGAAAGGUAUCAGUUCCCUUAAAAAUUGAACAUCUUUCCAAGGAACUGGAUGCAUGGAGAGCUUGCACACAGCCCACCAAUCAAUCAGAGGAAUCGCCAUAUACACCCCCUUCUGAUUCACAAAGAAUGGUUUAUGCAACUUUAUUAAAGAAACUAAAGGAAGAACCACUCAAAGGAAUUAUUGGACCAGAUUAUGUGACUGGAUCAAAUCUCCCAAGUCAUUGUGACAUUCACAUGUCUUGUCUUACGGGAUUAAAAAUCCAGGGCCCUGUAUUUUUCCUUGAAGAUGGGAAAUCUGCUAUUUCAUUGAAUGAUGCUUUGAUGUGGGCAAAGGUGAAUCCAUUCUCACCUUUAGGAACUGGACUACGACUCAAUCCAUUUUGA
Urocitellus parryii (Arctic ground squirrel) is the source of this 3344-nucleotide messenger RNA. The record is from RefSeq and is a predicted model, not a curated record. Lineage: Eukaryota; Metazoa; Chordata; Mammalia; Rodentia; Sciuridae.